Molecule: messenger RNA, 4451 nt
Organism: Lagenorhynchus albirostris (white-beaked dolphin)
Lineage: Eukaryota; Metazoa; Chordata; Mammalia; Artiodactyla; Delphinidae
Gene: ZNF546
Product: zinc finger protein 546
Exons: 2
Coding region: 1-2256 (751 amino acids)
Biological process (GO): regulation of transcription by RNA polymerase II
Cellular component (GO): nucleus
Molecular function (GO): DNA-binding transcription factor activity, RNA polymerase II-specific; RNA polymerase II transcription regulatory region sequence-specific DNA binding
Source: RefSeq, a predicted model, not a curated record
AUGGAUCUGUCAUUUCAGAUGUCCUUGUCAUUCAGGGACGUGGCCAUAGACCUCUCCCAGGAGGAAUGGGAGUGCCUGGACGCUGUUCAGAGGGCCUUGUACAGGGAUGUGAUGUUGGAGAACUACAGCAACUUGGUCUCAUUGGAUUUGGAGUCUGUCACCAAGAAGUUAUUUCCAGAAAAGGAUAUUUGUGAAAUAUAUCUGUUUCAGUUGCAGAGAGUGGACAAAAGUAAAACUUACAUCCGUGAGGAUACCAUUUUCAGAAAUGAUUUGCAGUGUAAACAUGAAUUUGAGAGACAAGAAGGACAUCAAAUGAGAUGUGCUAGUCAAAUGAUAAUCCAAAAACAUAUACCUCUUCUUCUGCAUCAGAAAAUUCAUGGUAGAGAGAAAUCAUACGAAUGUAAGGAAUGUAAGAAGGCUUUUAAACAACAGUCAUACCUUAUUCAACAUCUGAGAAUUCAUACUGGUGAGAGACCCUAUAAAUGUAAGGAAUGUGGGAAAGCCUUUUGUCGUGUAGGGGACCUUAGAGUACAUCAGACAAUUCAUGGUGGGGAGAGACCCUAUGAAUGUAACAAUUGUGGAAAGACCUUUAGGCUUCAUUAUCAUCUUACUGAACAUCAGAGAAUACAUUCUGGUGUGAAACCCUAUGAGUGUAAUGAAUGUGGGAAGGCCUUUAGUCGUGUUCGAGACCUUAGAGUACAUCAGACAAUUCAUGCUGGGGAGAGACCUUAUGAAUGUAAAGAAUGUGGGAAGGCCUUUAGACUUCACUAUCAGCUCACUGAACAUCAAAGAAUUCACACUGGUGAGAGGCCUUAUGAAUGUAAGAUUUGUGGAAAGACCUUUAGGGUACAACGACAUAUUAGUCAACAUCAGAAAAUUCAUACUGGUGUAAAACCCUAUAAAUGUAAUGACUGUGGGAAGGCCUUCAGUCAUGGCUCAUACCUAGUUCAACAUCAGAAAAUUCACACUGGUGACAAACCCUAUGUAUGUAAAGAAUGUGGUAAGUCCUUUAGUUUUCAUGCAGAACUUACUCGACAUCAUAGAAUUCAUACUGGUGAGAAACCCUAUGAAUGUAAAGAAUGUAGAAAAGCCUUUCGUCUCCAAACAGAACUUACUAGGCAUUGUAGAAUUCAUACUGGAGAGAAACCCUAUGAAUGUAAAGAAUGUGGGAAGGCCUUUAUUUGCGGCUAUCAACUUACUUUACAUCUGAGGGUUCAUACUGGUGAGAUUCCCUAUGAAUGUAAGGAAUGUGGGAAAACCUUCAGUAGUCGCUAUCAUCUUACUCAACAUUACAGAAUUCAUACUGGUGAGAAACCCUAUGGAUGUAAAGAAUGUGGGAAGGCCUUUCGUCUUCAAGCAGAACUUACCAAACAUCACAGAAUUCAUACUUGUGAAAAGCCCUAUGAAUGUAAGGAAUGUGGGAAGGCCUUUAUUCGUAGCAAUCAACUUAUUUCACACCAGCGAAUUCACACCAAUGAGAACACCUAUGAGUGCAAGGAAUGUGGGAAGAUUUUUAGUCGUCGCUACAAUCUUACUCAACAUUAUAAAAUUCAUACUGGUGAAAAACCCUAUGUAUGUAAAGAAUGUGGAAAGGCCUUUCGCUUUCAGACAGAACUUACUCAGCAUCACAGAAUUCAUACUGGUGAAAAACCCUAUAAAUGUAAGGAAUGUGGGAAAGCCUUUAUUCGUAGCAAUCAUCUUACUCAACAUCACAGAAUUCAUACUGGUGAGAAACCCUACAAAUGUAAAGAAUGUGGAAAGACCUUUAGUCGGCACUAUCAUCUUACUCAACAUCACAGAAUCCACACUGGUGAGAAACCCUACAUAUGUAAUGAAUGUGGGGAUGCUUUUAUUUGUAGUUAUCAACUUACCUUACAUCAAAGAAUUCACACUGGUGAGAUUCCGUAUGAAUGUAAGGAAUGUGGAAAGACCUUUAGUCGCCGAUAUCAUCUUACUCAACAUUUUAGACUUCAUACAGGUGAGAAGCCUUAUGGGUGUAAAGAAUGUGGGGAUGCCUUUCGUCUUCAAGCAGAACUUACUCGACAUCACACAAUUCAUACUGGUGAGAAACCCUAUAAAUGUAAAGAAUGUGGGAAGGCCUUUAGUGUUAAGUCAGAACUUACACGACAUCACAGAAUUCAUACUGGUGAGAAACCCUAUAAAUGUAAAGAAUGUGGGAAAGCCUUUAUUCGUAGUGAUCAACUCACUUUACAUCAGAGAAAUCAUAUUAGUGAGGAACCCCCAUUCAUAAUGUAAAGAUACAGUGGCCUUUAGAAAAUGCCUUUUAUAACAACAGAAUUCAUAAUUGAUUUAAGAAAGUUUUUACUUGUUAGGGAACAUAUAGGAAUCCCUUUUGCUUCGUGCUCAAAACUUAACAGCAGUAGUUUUAUACUAUAUAUAUUGAUUUAAAGAGUUGAAAAAUUACAGCAUCACCCAGCCUUGGUUAACUUUAGAGAAUGAUACUGCUGCAGUACAUCUCAAACCAAGAUAAAGGGUACCCCUUCCCCCCUCAAAAUUGUUGUUGACCAAUACUUUUACAAGAUACAAUGAAAUUGGAUUACCAGAUACAUGAAACUGAAAGAAAAACAAACAUACAAAAUGAAAGCCCCCAAUUUUUUAUUAUUGGACUUAACAGACAUAAAUUAGCUCUGUCAUUUUUCUGUAAAUGUCUCUAAAUGUUUGCUCUUGGUGUCUGUACCUUAAAUCAUUGCAGACCAGAAGCAAACAACCUGUGGGCCAGCAUCAGUACAUGGACCACACUUUAUAUAGCAUUGUAACAGAAAAUAAUUCUGUUAAUGUAACAGAUGUGGGAAAAGACUUCAGCCAUAGCAAAUCUUUACUAUAGUUCUUAUAAUCCCACCCCUGCCUGUGUGGUAUUGGCAAGACACUACUCCCCUCUGCUUUAUUUUAUUCUAUUUUACUUUAUUUAGUUUCUUUUGUGCCUCAGUUUUAAAGUGGUGAUUAUAGUACCUACCUAAUAGUACUUUUGUAAGGAUGAAAUGUUAAUAAAAAACAAAACCUUUAGAAGAGCACUGUUCAAUAAAUAUUAUUUUAUUAUUAGUGAUAUUAGUAAGUUCAUGUGAGAGGAAGACCCUGUGAAUAUAAAGAAUUUGUAAAAACUGUCCACUACCUUUCAUUUUGUUUACUUAAAUUAAUAAUUAAUUAUGGCUAAAGUUUAGUAAAAUAAACUUUCACUUCUAAAAUUCAGAAGUCAUUUCUGAAAACUAACGUGAGAGAGGAAUCUCUAGAGUUGAUAGAUAUGGAGAUUAUGAGAGAAAGCUUUUGAAGAAUCAGGGAGAGCUGUAAAGCUUUUUCUUUUAUAAUCCAUAAAGCAGACGUGUUACAGUCUUCUUUUUCUGCCCCAAGUUCAUGAUAAAUGAGAAACUAACAAUGAAAAGGCCACUGUCCAUUUGGAAAAAAAUAAUAGUACAGGGAACACUUGUAUGCCCUCUCUAGAUUCAGUGAUUGUUAAAACGUUGUCAUAUUUGGUUUGCUUCGGUAUAAUUUUUGACAAUUUUGCUGUGUUAUUUAAGUAUAAAUAUAGACAUUAUAACAUUUCACCUCUCUAUAUAUAUAUCAUGUAACUCCUAAGAAUAAAGGCUGCCUCCUACUUAAUCACUAUAUAACUUCACACCGAAGGAGAGUAACAGCAGUACCAUAUCUGUAAUAUUACAGAUAGAUAAGCAGUGCCUUAACCCAACAUAUCUAAAAGAAUGUUUCUGGAAACAGUAGUAUUUAAUGGUACUUGAAAAAUGUUCUGUGGUCAGAGAUACUUAUGAACUUCUAAAUACUAAAUCCCUUCCAAGAAAAAAAUGUUAAUUAUCACGCUAGCAAAGGACUUAAGAGGCCUACAAUAAAGAAAAUUUGCUUAACUUAGUUUAUCUUACUGUAUCUUAAACUUUACUAAGGAAGUCCCAUUCAUAAUACCUAAUUUCUUUGGGAUGUGAACCCACACUGACAAGGCUGCCAUAACUGAAAAACAGUGACCCUAAAGAUGGACACUCCAGAUAACCAUGGCAGAUGCUUAGCUAUGUUGAGAAAGGAAAUGCAUGACGUAUUUCUCUGCUGCUCACAUCUCUUCCUCUGCAGUCAGUUGCUUGCCCUCUGAAUGUAGGGCUGAUACUUUCUACAAAAUUAAAAACCCAUUUGGUUUAGUUUUUUAUAUGAACAUACCAUGACAUAUUUAAACCUUCUCUUCUUUUUUAGUGUUUAACAAUUUUUUACUAUUUCAGAUAUACUUCAGUGAAUAUCCUUGUCUGUGACUAUUCGUUUCUGUGAGCUGGAAUUUCUUUACACAUGUGGAAGUAGAACUGCUCAUACAUUAUAUAUUCUUUCAGUUAUGUUAGAUAUUGCUACAUUGAUCAUAGGUCACAUACACUUCCAAUUCUAUUAGAUAUUGCCAAAUUGUUCUCUUAGACUCCUAUCAAAUUGAGUAUUCCUACAGCCUUAUG